AUGCUCGCAACAGGCAUGUUCGCAAAAGACGACGAAGCCUCCCGCGUCCUUCAGGAGCUCGUCGACCUGCGCUACACUGCGCACCAGCUACGGUUCGCGUUCAUCGUUCACCUCGACCUCGACGCGACCCCCGUCACGCUCUACAACGCGUUCGAGAAGCCCAUGCUCAAGGACUUCCUGGACCGGGGGCUUGCUCUUCCCACAGCCCGGGAGGAAUUGCAGCGCUCUUUGCGCGACCCGCAGCAGCACGCGGCCACGACCGCGAUUGUGGCCAGCAUUGACGCUCAACAGUCAAAGCUCAUCUUCGCCCACGGCGCCGCGGGCACAGGGAAAUCCACCAUAGCCAAAUACAUCCACCAAUACACGGAACAUUGUGGCAAAUCUUGCGUGAACGUCGCCACCACAGGCCAGGCGGCCUUGCUUCUCCCAGCCGGCGCUACUGCUCAUUCGACUUUCAAGAUUCCCAUCUCUGACGACGACCCGCUGACUUGCACGCUCGGGCUGCGCGCUUCAGAGGCCGUGCGCCUCGCUCGCGCUUCCGUCAUCCAGUGGGACGAAUGGCCUUGCGCCAAACGCACUGCCUGGGAAGCUGCCGUUCGAUUUCUCGACGCACUCCGCCAAGCGCACGGCGACGAUAACGCACCCAAGACAAUCGUGUGCUACGGCGACUUCCGGCAAAUCCCUCCGGUACUCAAGCACGCGUCCCGACGGGACACCGUCGCCAUGAGCGUCCGCUCUUCUACUACAUGGGACUCCUUCGACCUGUACGCCUUGACCACCAAGCACCGCCAGAAGAAAGAUGCACAUUACGCCACGUGGCUGGAGACCAUCGGUGACGGCACCGCGCCCGCUACGCACUCCCUCGAUGGCGUUCCCGGCUACGUGGACUUGCGUUUGUGUCCUGCCCUGCUCGACCCCCGCGGAGCCAUCGACUUCUGCUUUCCCAGCCCCAACGACGCCCGCGCGCGCGCCUCAAGCAAGAUCUUGGCCGUCACCAGCGACGCCGUGGACGCCUUCAACGAGUCCAUACUUGACGUCUUCACGCAGACGUACCGACGCCCAGAAUUCCAUCGGUUCAGUGCUGACACUGUCGAGAUCGACCGCGCCGACGCCUUCAUCGAACCGCACGUGACGCCCGAGUUCCUCAACGUGCAAACGGAAAACGGCGUGCCCCCGCAUCGCCUGCGUUUGGUGGUAGGCGCCCUUUAUGAGAUCAUGCGCAACUUCAGUCCGGACGACCGAUUGAUGAACCGCACUCAGGUCACCCUCGCCGCCGUCCACGAACACCACGUCGACGUCGAAACUCUGGACGGACGGACGUUCCCGUUGCCCCGCAUUUGCUUUCGGUGGCACUUGGCCAAGGGCGCUACCACAAUCGUCAG
Messenger RNA from Prorocentrum cordatum, 1382 nucleotides. The record is from the annotation of a GenBank genome assembly. Lineage: Eukaryota; Dinophyceae; Prorocentrales; Prorocentraceae.